Danaus chrysippus (African queen) is the source of this 3738-nucleotide messenger RNA. The record is from the annotation of a GenBank genome assembly. Lineage: Eukaryota; Metazoa; Arthropoda; Insecta; Lepidoptera; Nymphalidae.
AUGUAUAUUAAAUUUAUAUUUUUCGCGUGUGUUGCCUUGUGCUUGUGGAAUACGGGCGUUUUGGCGAGAUGUGUUAUGAGAGGCAGUUGUUCGGUUGUUAACGGAUUAGAAAAACCCUGUCCAGUUGACAUAGAACCACCAGCUUUACUAACUUCGUUACCUAAAGAGGAAAGAGAUGAAAUAUUCUCGCUACUGGAGUUGAGAUGUCCUUUUAUCUUGUACGAUGAAUCAGGAAACGUUAAACCGGAUGAAGACAUAUUAAUGUGUUGUGACGCCGAUCAGAUUAGAAGCAUGACGAAUUCUAUGCUACUGGCUGCUGGGGUCCUCGGAAGAUGUCCGACCUGUCUUGGAAACUUUGUGAGACAGAUAUGCGAAAUGAACUGUUCGCCUGAACAGUCACGGUUCAUGAACAUCACGACGAUGGUAAAUCCGGCGGAUAAUAUUACAUAUGUAAACGAGAUUAACUACAGGCUCUUCAAUGAUUUUAUGAUUGAUGCCCACAAAUCAUGUUCUGGAGUAAUCGUGCCGCAAUCCGGUAUUCCUGCUAUUAAUCUAAUGUGUGGGAACGCACCUGUCUGUGACGCUGAUGCUUGGUUUGGAUUCUCAGGAAACCUUUCUGUUAAUCCAAUUGCUCCCGUUCAAGUAAAUUUCCUUCGAUGGCCAACACCUGAAGAUUCUAUGAACGUAAGAGCGCCGUUGUGCAAUGAAACGCUACCUGGAAAUAUCCCGUGCAGUUGUAUAGAUUGUCUUGCCAACUGUGGAAACUUAGAAAUUGAAGUUCCGGACAUUUGUGAAGUGCUAGGCGUCGACUGCGUUGGAUUUUCGGUAGGGUUAACCUUUUUUGUGCUCACUGCAAUAAUUUUCAUUAUUUUAACCCUGCGAGAGUAUAGAAAAUACAGAAGUCAAUCAUCUGAGAGCGAAGACUUGAAAUAUGUGUAUAAAGUCAAUGCGGUAAUCAAAGUAUUUCAAAAUUGUUUCCAAAAAAUUGGUGUAUUCUCAUCAGAUAAUCCUGUUUUGAUGAUACUUUUAACGUCGUGGAUAGCAUUUGGCGUGUCUAUCGGAAUAUCGCAGAUUGUUGUUACUGCAAAUCCUUUAGAGCUCUGGUCUGCACCCGAUUCCCGUAGUCGUCAAGAACUUAAUUAUUUUAACUCCCGUUUCGGUCCAUUUUAUCGCGCCGCUCAAGUUUUCAUGACAUUUAAUGGUCUAGAUCCAUUUACAGUCAAUAACAUUACAUACGGCCCAGCUUUCCGAGUUGAAGCCAUACAAGAAUUAAUUAAACUUGAAAAUGCUAUUAUAAAUAUCGGGAAGGAUGACAAUACAGUCACAUUAACAGACGUAUGUUAUGCACCCACUCGUUAUGCUGGAGUUGAAAAAAGAUUUGAUCAAUGUUUGUCUAUGUCUGUAGCAACUUAUAUUCCCGAUAGAAAUAAUAUCAACAAUGAAACAUAUUUAAACUCUAUACAAGGCUGUAUUAACAAUUACCUUGCACUAAAUUGUUUGGCAGAUUGGGGAGGUGGUGCCGAUCCCGACAUGUCGUUUGGCGGAUUUAGUGGUAAAAAUUACUUAGAUGCUAAAACUUUAAUAAUAAAUUAUCCUGUAGCAAGUCAUUUAAAACAGGAGGAUAUGGUUCCCGUUUUUGAAUGGGAAAAGAAAUUUAUAGAUCUUAUGCAUGAUUAUGAACAAAAUUUGAAACCAGAUUUUGUCGAUAUAGCAUAUGGGGCUGAUAGAUCAAUUGAAGAUGAAAUAGAUAGGGUUUCUAAAGCAGAAAUUGUUCCCAUUGCGAUAAGUUAUAUAAUAAUGUUCAUUUACGUUAUUCUUGCACUGGGAAACGUUACGAGAAUAAAAACUUUCUUUAUUGAAUGCAAAAUCUCCGUCGCUGUCUGUUGUAUCAUUAUAGUUAUUAUUGCUAUAGCUUGCGCAGCGGGUAUAUUAGGUUACACUGGUAUUACAAUAUCUUUGUUAGCUUUAAAUGUCAUUCCGUUUUUCAUUUUGUCCGUUGGUAUAGAUAACGUUUUUCUCAUGGUAAAUGAAUUGCAUUACAUAGAAAGCAAUCUCAAAUCUUUUGAUGAUUACAAGGAAGACUUAAGUUUUAAUAAGAAAAGACGCUACGUUUUUGGUAAAAUGAUGAAAAAUGUGGGACCGUCAAUGUUUGUGUCUUCAUUGACUCAAAUUACUUGUUUUAGUAUCGGCACUAUUUCUAAUUUACCAGCUGUCAGAACAUUUGCCAUAUUUGCAGCAAUUGCUUUAGGAUUCUUGUUUUUGUUUCAAAUAACAAUUGUGGUUGGCAUUUUGUCAAUUGAUUACAAGCGAACUGUUCAAAAUAGAUAUGACAUCUUUUGUUGCAUUCGGAAAAAAGUACUUGAUGAUGAAAAUCCUUUACAAGAUGGUACCCGAAGCCAAGGUAUAAUUCAAAGGUUUAUGGAGCCUUAUGCUAAUUUUAUUUUAAAUUGGCGUGUUAAAAUAAUUGUAGCUCUUCUAUUUAUGGCUAUGGUAGGAGUGAGUGUAAUUCUUAUACCUCAAAUAGAAGUAGGUUUGGAUCAAGAAAUGGCUUUGCCACAAGAUUCUUUUAUGUAUAAAUAUUUACAAGCAGUCAAUAACAUUUUGCCGGGUGGCCCACCAGUAUUUUUUGUUCUUAAAAGUGGUCUCAAUUUUACAAAUCAUGAUCACCAGAAUGUAAUAUGUGGGGGACUUUCAUGCAACGACGAUUCACUUUCAACGCAAAUCUUUGUAGCAUCAAAGAACACGGAAACUACAUACAUUCAAAAGAGUUCAAAUUCAUGGCUGGAUGAUUUUCUCGAGUGGACAACUUUGCCCGGUUCUUGUUGCAAGUAUAAUUCAACAGACGGUGGGUUCUGUUCAAGUAAAGAUGAAUCGCCAGAGUGUGAGUACUGUUCUAUUGGAAGAUCUGAGUAUGGAGGCGGCAUAAGACCAGCAGCAGAAGCUUUCGGAAAGCAUAUUCCAGGAUUCCUCAAAGAUCCACCUGGUGAGAUUUGUUCCAAGGGUGGGUUGGCAAGUUACGGUGGUCAGGUCAAUUACGUAUUAGAUUCACAAGGUCUGGCGACAGUUUAUGAUACCAAAUUCAUGGCAUUCCAUAAAUCAUUGGUAACUUCAAAGGAUUACUUUUUAGCUGUUAAAAACGCAUACGAAAUCUCUGCAAACAUAACUAAAACUAUACAAGCUCGUACGGGAUUAGAUGUAGAAGUAUUUCCAUAUUCAGUAUUCUAUGUCUAUUAUGAACAGUAUUUGACUAUUUGGGAAGAUGCGUUUGCCUCUAUUGGAUUCAGUCUUCUCGGAGCUCUAUUUAUAAAUUUCCUUGUAACUGGUUUUAAUUUCUUAACCACUGGUGCUUUGUUAUUGAAUGUCAUAAUGAUUGUACUUGAAUUGAUGGGUAUAAUGUUCAUAUGGAACAUUCCUUUAAAUGCCGUUUCUACUAUAAACUUAAUUGUGGCUAUUGGUAUCGCUGUUGAGUUCUGUAGCCAUAUGGCGUAUGCGUACGCAACUAGUAAGUGUCCUCCAAAAGAAAAGGUCCACGAUGCAAUCAAAAAGGUUGGUUCUACGAUAAUCACCGGUAUAACUCUAACUAACGUUCCUAUAAUAGUUCUAGCGUUUUCGUAUACAGAAAUUAUUGAAGUUUUCUUCUUUAGAAUGCUGUUCAGUUUGGUGAUUUUAGGAUUUUUACAUGGCAUGGUAUUUUUCCCUGUGUUACUAAGCUUCUUGAAUGAUAUUAAACAUAGAUAG